Messenger RNA from Salarias fasciatus (jewelled blenny), 1339 nucleotides. Its product is annotated as phosphatidylinositol transfer protein alpha isoform-like. Gene Ontology annotation, molecular function: phosphatidylinositol binding; phosphatidylcholine intramembrane carrier activity; phosphatidylcholine binding. Lineage: Eukaryota; Metazoa; Chordata; Actinopteri; Blenniiformes; Blenniidae. The record is from RefSeq and is a predicted model, not a curated record. The transcript is spliced from 12 exons. Gene Ontology annotation, cellular component: cytoplasm. Bases 114 to 911 code for a protein of 265 amino acids. Gene Ontology annotation, biological process: phospholipid transport.
CAGGAAGAAAAGUGUCCGUGAAUGGGUGAUUCCUGUCAGCAAGAGGAAGCCUGCUUUUCACGGAUUCUCUCACUUUUUCUCUCUGCUGCUCUUUGGACGAACUCCCAGCCACAAUGCUGAUCAAAGAAUACCGAAUCGUCCUGCCCAUCUCAGUAGAGGAGUACCAGGUGGGCCAGCUGUACGCAGUGGCAGAGGCCAGCAAGAACGAGACGGGAGGAGGAGAAGGAGUGGAGGUGCUGAAAAACGAGCCAUAUGAGAAGGAUGGAGAGAAGGGGCAGUACACGCACAAGAUCUACCACCUGCAGAGUAAAGUUCCAAAAUUGAUCUGUGCGCUCGCUCCGAAAGAAUCUCUGGAGCUCCACGAGGAGGCCUGGAAUGCAUAUCCCUACUGUAGAACCAUCCUGACUAAUACAUUCAUGAAGGAUAAGUUCAAGAUUGUAGUUGAGACGUGGCACAAGCCUGAUAUGGGAGAGCAGGACAAUGUACAUAAAUUAGAUGACACGCUGUUGAAACAACGAGACGUUGUUGAAAUUGACAUCACUGAAAAUCCUGACAAGGAGUACAAGGAGGAGGAGGAUCCAGCUAAGUUUAAGUCGAAGAAAACUGGCCGAGGACCUCUGGGACCAGACUGGAAGAAGGAGCUGGCUGCAAACCCCAACUGUCCGCACAUGUGCGCCUACAAACUCGUCACCGUAGAAUUCAAGUGGCUGGGAUUCCAGGGCAAGACCGAGGACUUCAUUCACAAAUUCGAGAAGCGUGUGUUCACCAAGUUUCACCGGCAGCUGUUUUGCUGGUUAGAUAAAUGGUACGGAAUGGACAUGGAGGACAUCCGAAAGCUGGAGGAAGACACCAAGGCCGAGCUGGAUCAGAUGAUUAAGACGGAGGACGUUCGAGGGACCGUGGCUGAAUAACGGCGGGAACCGACACGGUCGACUCUGGAGGAUCCACUGGGCUCAGACUUCACUCUUGGACUGACUGCCAGCCGCUCCACAGACACAACCUCAGUGAAAAGCUUCUCUUCAGAAGCGUCACAGCUCUUGGCUUUCAGGUGGAAUCACUCUCCUGUCUGCCUGUUGGGUUAUCUAUAUAUAAUUGGGGGGGGGGGGGGGGGGGGGGGGGUGCAGGUUGUGUCUGAAGUAACAUUUCUGAUUUCCGUAAACUAUUUUUUGGUUUUUAGUUGUUGGUUUUCAUGGUUUUUGGUUAAUUCUGUUUGUGUUUUAUUGUUUACUCUGGACAGCCAGACUUAAUUCUUUCAGUCUACAUUUGUAUUAAAUAAGGAUUUUAUUUUGUCAAAUUCACACCAGUGCCUUUGAAAUAAAUACUUUUCCUGAUCUCACGA